Solenopsis invicta (red fire ant) is the source of this 1248-nucleotide messenger RNA. RefSeq lists its product as uncharacterized. Gene Ontology annotation, molecular function: odorant binding; olfactory receptor activity. The coding region runs from base 43 to 1026 and encodes 327 amino acids. The record is from RefSeq and is a predicted model, not a curated record. Lineage: Eukaryota; Metazoa; Arthropoda; Insecta; Hymenoptera; Formicidae. Gene Ontology annotation, cellular component: plasma membrane. Gene Ontology annotation, biological process: sensory perception of smell; detection of chemical stimulus involved in sensory perception of smell. The transcript has 8 exons.
CUGACUACAUUUCUAACGUUAAAUUAUACUUUGGAUCUCCUCAUGAAGGUUUUGUCUUCCGCAUCUUUCUUCGCUUUUUAUACAAUAAAGUAUUAUGCGUUCUAUUUUAACAUCAAAAGUGUGAAGGAAUUAAUGAUGCAGCUUCAGUGUGUACACAAUAAAUUAAAGGAUAAAAAUGAAAUUACUAUCAUAAAAAAAUAUGACUGCCUUGCGCAACGUUUUACGACUAUAAUUACGACACUUGGAAUUUGCGGAAUAUGUAGUAGCAUUACAAUGCAACUUUGGAUGAAUAUUGAUGUUAAUACAUCAACGAACGUGUCUCGAUCAUUCAAUUUUCUAAUUACAACAGAAUACUUCAUUGAUCAAAACAAAUAUUUUUAUUUGAUUUUUUUGCAUAUCAACGCAGCCAUUUGCGUUGGUACUAUUUCAAUAGUAGCAGUUGGCACAAUAAACAUUGCGUAUGUCCAGCAUAUCUGUGGAAUGUUUAGAAUUGCUAGCUACCGUAUCGAGUACGCAAUAAAUAUAAGAAUUUUACACCAUGUUUCGCUGAGAGAUAAGAUCUGGAUGGCCAAGGGCGUAAUUUAUGCCGUAAAUAUUCACCGGCAAGCUAUGAUAUUGGCCAAGCAUUUCAUAUCCACAUUCCAGAAAAUGUUUGCUUGUUUAAUAGUGUGUGGCGUAGCUUCUUGUAGCCUUAAUUUGUUUCAAUUAUCAUCAUUUCAAAAUGACGUCCAAAAAUUUUUAUUCUCAUUUACAAUUUCGUUUAUGAUUAUCAUAUAUAUGUUUUUAACCAAUCUUAUGGGACAAAAGAUUAUUGACCACAAUAAUCAUGUACUCAUUACUGCGUACAACGUUAAAUGGUAUAAAACUCCUGUACAUAUCCAAAGAAUGAUACUAUUUUUGUUGCAAAUAGGAGCCAAAGAAUUUACUUUAAAUAUCGGUGGAUUAAUUCAUGGAUCUAUGGAGGGUUUCGCUAUGUUAAUGAAAGCCACGAUAUCUUACUUUACUGUGAUACAUUCUAUACGAUAAAUAUGAAGAUAAUAACAGCAUGGUGAGAACAUAAUUAGUAAAGAGAUUGUAUGUACGCUUAGAAACUAGAAAGUGUCCUUUUAGAAAGUUGUUCUUUUUUAAUAUAUUACAUACUAGAUAUUUCGUUGUUGCAAAAAAGAAUUAAAGUUUGUCAAAUCAAAGUAUUAGUAUUUUAGGUUUUUAUAAUUAAAUGAUUGAAAUAGAACAUUUUUAUAAAUUGUA